AAAGCUGCUCUAAGAAGUAAGAACGAUGCUCUUUUUUGUUUGUGUUUUUUUCUUUCCGCUGAAGAAGUGAAAAUUAUGCGAAACACCAUGUUUUAAUUUACUGUGGCCAAAUUAAAAGAAAUAUAGGUGUUUCUCCACGCAAUGGCCUUUGAAUGUUUACACCGCUUGACAAACGUCCGAUCAGGGAAACAUCCCUGACAAAAACUACCAUGUUUUUGUCCGUUUAUCCUGAGACAUGAUCACUGACGUUUUUGGAUGAAAUUUUCGCAUCUGUUUGAGAUGGAUCUUACAUUUCUUAACUUCCACUCCAUGAUGAUGAAGUAAUAUUUGCUAAUAGAUAUGGGUUGCAGUUUGUUUUGAAACAAAAUGGCUCGCCUCAAUUUGAAGCUUCUAUUGCUUCUUCUGAUAGCUAUAGUAUCAUUCACCUUGAUCACUUACACUUUUAAUUGUGGGCAUCCAGUCUCCAGCCAUCCAAGUUUUAUUCAAAGGUUAGAAGAGCCAUCUUUAACAGAAUCAAGAGGCAAGAUUUAUGAAGAACUUGAUUGUUCCAUAAAUGGAAUGUACCACAUUUCAUGCCGAAAAGAAGGAAGAGAAGUAUUUAUUCCUUUCUCAUUUCUUGAGAAGUACUAUGAAGUCUAUGGGAAGUUGACCAAGUCCAAGGGUCAUGAACAAUUUGAAUGGUCACACUCAUAUUCUAAAGUUUUUAAACCAACCACACCAUACAAUGCAUCAGGAAUGUUCAUGUAUUUUAGUAACUAUAAUGUUGAAGUCCGCGAUCGCGUUAAAUGUAUUUCAGCCACAGAAGGAGUCCCUGUUUCAACACAGUGGGAAGCCAGUGGAUAUUAUUAUCCAGUACAAGUGGCCCAAUACGGUCUCUCCCAUUACAGCAAAAAUCUCAGUGAACCCCCUCCAAAAAGAAAAGUCUUGGAAGAUGGAAAUACGUUUACUGCCAAGUGGCAAGUCCCAAAAGGAGCAUACAUAAGAAGAAACUAUGACAGCGCAAAAUUAACUCAUGUUUUAGAAUUCAAUAGCCGAGAUAGUGCUGGUAUAUCAUUAAGAUUAAAGCAAGGGACCGAUUUGGUGCUGAGUUUUGAUUUGCGGUUCUUAAGUAUGAACGGCUCCCUGACUCUUUUUUUAGAGGAUCGUGAUCGGUCACAAACAUUUCCCGUUUCCUUUACUUGUUCUUCAGUUCUUGUGGAAGCCCAUAACGCAAGUGGAAGUUAUUCUACCAUAUAUGGAAUGGGCAAUUGUCAAAGCUGGAACAGAUUAACCCGGGAUCUUCACAUAGAUUUGGUGAAAGGUCACGUCCUUUCAGGAAGAGGGAAAAAAUUGUCUAGAACAAAAUUACGUGUUCAUCAUUUGCUGUUGAAGGGCAAUGGGCAGCUAGACAACUUAACUCUUGCUUCAAGCAAUCACAUGGACAUGUUUUAUUCUUCCGCUGAUUGGCUUGUCGUUCAUCAAGACUCAAGCGGUGGAUGGCCUAUUGGGGUCAAACGGAAGAUAGCGUCAGGACGGGCGGAUCUCGAUCCCGGUUGGUAUUCUGCUAUGGGACAAGGUCAAGCUAUGUCACUUUUAAUGCGAGCUUUUUAUCGAUCAGGCAAACCUCACUAUCUCGAAGCUGCACUUAAAGGAAUGCAACCAUUCAGUAAAUCGAGCACUGAAGGAGGUGUACGUGCUUACUUCAUGAAUCAGUAUCCGUGGUAUGAAGAAUAUCCAACCGUACCUCCAUCCUUCGUCCUGAAUGGUUUCAUCUACUCACUGAUUGGUCUGUACGAUGUGGUUUCUCUUGCUCCACCCAAUCAAGUCGGCGAUGCUCAGCUUCUUUUUGAUCAAGGAAUGCAUUCGCUCAAGAAGUUACUACCUCUUUUUGACACAGGAUCUGGUACAGUUUACGACCUUCGUCAUUUCACUCUUGGUCUCGCACCCAAUAUAGCGCGAUGGGACUAUCACUCUACACACAUAAACCAAUUACUUCUGUUAAGUACAAUUGACUCGGACCCUAUUCUCACCAAUGUUGCUGAAAGAUGGAUAAGCUAUAUGUCUGGAAAACGUGCUGCACACAACUGAUGAUGAGACUGGCUUCAUUGGAAAAGAUUUAUUAUACAUACUUGUACCUUCAGUCACUAUCACACAAAUUACUUUAUUGAUUCGAGUGAGUUUUUUAUCAGUUCAAGACCUCGUUUAUUGCAAGAUUAUUUCCAGAAUCCCAAACUUUUGUUGUAUGUUGCUAAAACAAUAAUUUCAUUUUGUAACCAAUUAAUUUAUAUGCGGAAUAAUUUUGAAGCGCGUGUAAUUCGAAUCUGAUGUGUUGUAAACAAUUUCUCUGUGUUCUCAUCACGUACGUUUACGUAUUUUUGCCCAUGCUGGUGAAGGCCUGCUCUUUUUAUUCUGAUUUGUUUUUGUCGUUUGGAAAAUUUUUCUGUUAUGCAUUCCAUAAUUUGAUAAUUGUGUAUUUGCACUGAAAUGUAAAACGAUAUACUAAUUAGACUGACUGUACACGUAAAAA
Molecule: messenger RNA, 2506 nt
Organism: Daphnia pulicaria
Lineage: Eukaryota; Metazoa; Arthropoda; Branchiopoda; Diplostraca; Daphniidae
Gene: Hsepi
Product: D-glucuronyl C5-epimerase B-like
Exons: 11
Coding region: 367-2067 (566 amino acids)
Biological process (GO): heparan sulfate proteoglycan biosynthetic process
Cellular component (GO): Golgi apparatus
Molecular function (GO): heparosan-N-sulfate-glucuronate 5-epimerase activity
Source: RefSeq, a predicted model, not a curated record